UAACUUACACGCGCCAUUUGUUCCCAUCUCACAUACUCUCUCCUUCCAUCUCCGAAAAUUGAAAUCUUUCUUCUUGUUCAUCAGAUUCUGAACCCUAGAUUCGAUUCGUUCAUUCUUCAGCAAACCCCCCAAUCUAGGGUUCGCCAUAGUUACCCAAAUUCCCGUUCGAUUCUUCGGGAAUCAGGAAAAGUAUCAAGGUGAAAAGGGUUUAUAUUACGGGUUUUGGUUUCCCUUCGUCAAUGGCGAUUAUCGGAGAUGCGCUGCGUCAGGCGUUUAUGCCGAAGCACGAGUACGAGAGCCUGAGAGAGGAGGAUAGAGCUUGGAUUAAGCUUCAGAGACCCAUGUUAAUGGCGACCGUGGGCUUCAUUUGCUUUGUCAUCUUCACGUGCACGAUCGUGAGUUUGAAGAUCGUAUUUCCUUCGGAUGUUCUGAAGAGGCCGUUUUGCAGUGACAAGAAGCUACAGUCAUUGCCCAUCAAUGGCAAAUCCGGUGACUCAGAUCUGUUUUCUGGUGCUUUUUACUUGACGGAUCAAGAAACUGUGGAUUACUACUGGAUGGUCGUUUUCGUUCCGUCGACGAUAAUCUUCCUUGUAUCAUCGGCUUAUCUCGUCGCAGGAAUUGUUGUGGCUUAUUCUGCUCCUUAUCGCCAUGGAUGUCUAAAAGUAGUAGAAAAUAACUACUGUGCUUCGAGGAGAGGUGGAGUUCGCUGCCUAUCAAUUCUGAAUGUGGUCUUUGCCAUCAUCUUUGGUCUUCUCGCUCUAUUUCUUGGUUCAAGUCUCCUGACAUUGGGCAGCAACUGUUCCAUGCCAUUGUUUUGGUGCUACGAGAUAUCUUCGUGGGGUUUAGUCGUCUUAUAUGCAGGAACUGCGUUCUUCCUUCGAAGGAGAGCGGCAAUAAUCCUUGACGAAGGAGAGUUUGGUAACAGAAAUCUCGGGCUGGAGAUGCUAGAAGCUAAUAAUCCUUUGGAAGUCACACCAGAAGUCGAAAGACGGGUCAACGAGGGUUUCAAGGCAUGGAUGGGACCGUCUCUACUAUCAUCUGACGACGAAGAUGAUGAGCCCGAUGGUUAUGAGGAAGUGCCUCAGGUGACCCGUACACUUUCUAGUAGGCAAAGAGCCUGAUUCUGAAUGGGGAGAAUCCAGGACAAUGACAUGCCUAUCAUCAGAAUUUUUCAUCUUCCUCCGAACGCUGCAACGGAUAGCGACCCAUCACGUUUUUUUUGGUACAAUGAUUUGGACAAUGCAACUGUGUAGCCGGCAAGAACAUCUGAGACUACCUGAUGAGGUUAUACAGAUAGCUCUUCAAACGAAUCUGUUCUGGUGUUUUUGUUCCGUAGUAUUGGUAAAGAAGCUGUUAACAGGUUAGUAACUCUUUUUGACCAAGUGGUGUGUGAAUAGGGUGUAAGUAAAGAAACAUGCCACAGUUUGUUGUAGAUAUAUGCAUACACUCUGGCUGUACUGUCUCCCCAUCUCUUUUUUUGCAAUUUGAGUGGGUUCAUUGUUGAUUUCAAUGAUUUGUA
Tarenaya hassleriana is the source of this 1519-nucleotide messenger RNA. RefSeq lists its product as uncharacterized. The record is from RefSeq and is a predicted model, not a curated record. The coding region runs from base 240 to 1121 and encodes 293 amino acids. Lineage: Eukaryota; Viridiplantae; Streptophyta; Magnoliopsida; Brassicales; Cleomaceae. The transcript has 3 exons.